AGGCUUGGUGGUUCGUUGGGGCUUGGUGGCCCAUUCUCCGCCGCGAGCAGAAGCCUCCAGGCUCUACUUUUGGACAACUAAAUGACUGUUGGGGCAUUGAACAAUCUGAGGUAUGCCCCUUAAUUUGUCGCAGCUGGUGGAGCGGUGGCCUCGCAGGGGUCGCAAUGGUGGUCUCUGCUGAGUGCUUAAAUGGAGAGUUUCUUCGAGUUGGUCUGAAGUUUGCUCCACUAGCUGGAUAUCACUGGCUGCUAGAAUUCUGGUGGUCCUUAUGUGCAAGCAUGAAUUUGAUGCUCGAUACCAGAAGCCUGAAGAUAAACUAUAUAUUGCGCAACUGUAUUUUCCUCUUAUUGGCCAGAUUUUGGAUGAGAUGCCUGUUUUUUACAACCUUAAUGCUGUUGAAAAGCGUGAAGUUCUCAUAGUUAUUUUGCAAAUUGUGCGCAAUCUUGAUGAUGCAUCACUUGUGAAGGCAUGGCAGCAGAGCAUUGCAAGGACUAGAUUAUUUUUCAAACUCAUGGAGGAAUGCCUAAGUCUUUUUGAGCACAGAAGGUCUGCUGAUGGCAUGCUUAUGGGUUCUAGUUCUCGUAGUCCUGUUGGGGAUGCACCUGCUUCCCCUAAGUACUCUGAUAGACUUUCUCCGGCUGGCGUUACACCGGCAAUCAACAAUUAUCUGUCUGAGGCAUCAAGACAAGAAGUCAGACCUCAGGGAACACCUGAAAAUGGAUAUUUGUGGCAAAUAGUAAAUUCUCAGUUAAGUUCUCCUAGCCAGCCAUAUUCAUUGAGAGAGGCUCUAGCUCAGGCACAAUCUUCUAGAAUUGGAGCUUCUGCUCAGGCUCUUAGAGAAUCUUUGCACCCAUUAUUGAGGCAAAAACUGGAGCUCUGGGAAGAAAACUUGAGUGCUUCUGUUAGUCUUCAGGUUUUAGAAAUUACUGAGAAGUUUUCCACAAUGGUUGCUUCCCAUAGUAUUGCUACAGACUAUGGAAAACUUGAUUGAUUCUAAUAUGCUAUCUUGAUAACUAAAGAAAGCAUAAAGGGAUGAUAAAUUGUGUAGCUGGGUUUAUAGUUAUAUGAUCUAAAAUAGCAUGAAUAGGUAGUUUUAAUAUAAUAACUGUAAUCAUAAAGAUUUAUAUAUGAUCUAAUGCUCUAAUAUAUUUGUAUGUAGUUGUCUAGCGGAUUAAUUAGAGAAAAUAUUAUCAAAGAAAGUUAAGUGUAGU
Molecule: messenger RNA, 1211 nt
Organism: Humulus lupulus (European hop)
Lineage: Eukaryota; Viridiplantae; Streptophyta; Magnoliopsida; Rosales; Cannabaceae
Product: guanine nucleotide exchange factor SPIKE 1-like
Exons: 8
Coding region: 269-991 (240 amino acids)
Biological process (GO): small GTPase-mediated signal transduction; positive regulation of GTPase activity
Molecular function (GO): guanyl-nucleotide exchange factor activity
Source: RefSeq, a predicted model, not a curated record